This is a messenger RNA of Fonsecaea multimorphosa CBS 102226, 1749 nucleotides long. RefSeq lists its product as uncharacterized. Lineage: Eukaryota; Fungi; Ascomycota; Eurotiomycetes; Chaetothyriales; Herpotrichiellaceae. Gene Ontology annotation, biological process: regulation of DNA-templated transcription. The transcript has 3 exons. The record is from RefSeq and is a predicted model, not a curated record. Bases 1 to 1749 code for a protein of 582 amino acids.
AUGGCAGAAGUCAGCCUAAUUGGCACGAUCACCGGCGUCGCCCGCGCGGGCGUCAAGCUGUCCAUUACCCUGUACAGCUUCUCGGAGACCGUGGCCGCCACGCCCGCCGAGGUCAAGAACCUCGCCCGAGACGUGUCGCUGACGGCCGCGGUGCUGGAAGAGCUUGGUGCGAACCUCAAACAGGAUGAUGACCAGGCCAGGUUGUUCUCGGACGCGGCCGUGCAGAAGGCCAAUAACGUCGUGGCCGAGUGCGAGGGCGUCUUCAGGGACAUUGACGCCAUGGUCGCCAGAGCCAUAGAGAGUGCGUCGAAAGACGGUCUGAAGGGGGACGGCGGCAAGCUGGCCCCAUCCACCCUGGACAGGCUCAAGUGGCCCUUUCCCCAGCCCAAGAUGGAGGUCCUGCACGGCAAUUUGGACCGACUCAAAAGCACAUUCGUGCUGAUGUUGAAUGUCUUGAUGUACGCCAGGGAUUUGAGGGCCGAAAAGAAGACCCCGUCCAAAGACGACAACGGCAACGACAGCUAUCAGAGAACGCUGCUCGAAAAUCUGUUUCGAGCGAACGAAGAAGCCACCAGGAAUUACCAACACCUCCUUAAGGCCGUCGGAGCCCAGGAUGAAACGGUUCUGCGAGGACAAGCGCAAACAGAACACUCGGAUCCAGUGACUGCGCAGCCUUUAGCUGGUGGGGAAACGUCUCCCGUCGAGGCCCCGUCCAUUGCGGCGGCCAAAGACAUAUCCUCAGGUCAAACUGUCGCUAGGCCAAACUCUGAAGUUUUGCCUCCUCAACAACCCGGAAUGCUCGGGUUGACCACGAGAAACUGCCUCAAGCGUAUCGAAAGCGCAUUGCUUCAAUUCGAACAGGCAGGUGCCGCAGAGACUCAUGGUUCGCGGGUGCGCGUCGAUAUCGAAGUGGAGAAAGACUUCGUCUACUCUCGCGACACUGUACGAAUUCCGACCCCAUGGGUGGUUUUGUCCAUUGUUCGCAAAGACCAAGCGUGGCCUGAACACGACGCCACUCCUUCAAACCUCGAUUCGGACGACCUAGACAUGUACGCCAGUGUUGCAGCGGGAGCAAUCGAGAGCAUUGGCAUGGAGGAGGAGACCACAACUUUCGUUCAACACCCUCCGUAUCGACAUAGGAAGGUUGUCAGUACACUUCCUGUUUCGGAAAACACUCAAGCCCUAGAUCUUUCAGUGGGAGUACAAAGAAGACCUAGCAGAAAACCCUGGUAUUCGUCUGUUUGGGAAUCCCUACCUUCGCCGACGGCAGCGAUGGGUUCUAUCCAAGAGACGGUGAAGAACUCUGGUCUUUUCUUCGGGGUGGAGGAGGAGUCGGAAAAUCCAGACAACGUCCUCGAAUACAACAAACCCGGAGACGGUGAUGCUGGUGCGUCCCAACCAGCCGAGUCAGGGGGGCCUAAAUUCGCGAGAGCUCCGACCUUCGAUGAUAUCCUGAAGCCUCCCUCCAGUCGAUCUACACUUCCUGUGGGUUCAGACAUAAACUUGGAGAGCACUCAUAAUUCAGAUACAAGACCUCCCCCGCCAGAGGCAGCUGCGAAAGAGGAACCAGCGGAACAGGACUUGCCAAGUGCACAAGCAACCGUGACGAGAACGGAUGAAUCCUUGAAAGAAGCAGCAGGCUCCUCCGCCGAGAACGCAGUAGCCAAAGAGGAGUUGGCUGAUCAAGGGGAAUCAAAUGCGAUCGAUCAGCUGCUGAGACAAUGGACGACACUGUAUGACGAUCAGUAA